This is a messenger RNA of Poecilia latipinna (sailfin molly), 4535 nucleotides long. RefSeq names its product synuclein, alpha interacting protein (gene sncaip). Lineage: Eukaryota; Metazoa; Chordata; Actinopteri; Cyprinodontiformes; Poeciliidae. The record is from RefSeq and is a predicted model, not a curated record. Gene Ontology annotation, molecular function: ubiquitin protein ligase binding. The transcript is spliced from 12 exons. Bases 152 to 2824 code for a protein of 890 amino acids.
UCCUGAAGACAUCGAGGCGACAGCAGGGAAAAAAACAGCUGGAUCAGCUAGCGGCUCCGCUGGCUCCUCCAGCCCCUACACCGGCUCAUUCCUCCGGGUUCCCACCCUGACUUCGAUACGCUGGUUCUGAUUCUGAUGAUGAGGUGGAAACAUGGAGGCUCCUGAAUACCUGGACCUGGAUGAGAUCGACUUCUCCGAUGACUCAGUGUAUUCUGUCACAUCACUGAAGAACAUCCCAGAACUGUCCAGAAGGAGCGAUGGCCCGGCAGAGGACAGACCAGCUCCGGCCAUCAACUGGAGCCGCGGCGUUCCCUCCCACAGCGGCGGGGGGAUCAAACCCACGGGCCUGGCCGAGGUCCACAGCAAGUUCCGACCGGUGAAGAGGGUCUCCCCCCUGAAGCACCAGCCAGAAACCACAGAGUCGGACUCGGACGGGAAGAACCAGAACCAGGGUCCGGUUCUGGAGCAGAGCGAGGUCGGUAAGGAUGAGUCCAGCUCUGAGAAGCAGACUGGCGCCUCCACGCCGUGCGACGGGAAGGCGAAGGUCGGCGGCAACGCUCAGGCUCUGUUCGGGGAGCUGGAGCACUACGACCUGGACAUGGACGAGAUUCUGGACGUGCCGUACAUCAAGUCCAGCCAGCAGAUGUCCACGCUGCCGCGGGUCCCCCACGACAGGCGGUCCGCGGCGGGGGGCGGCGCCGGCGGGGGAACCCUGGAGAGGAACCGAGGAGGAGGAGGGAUGAAGAGCUCCACUCUGACCCACAACGAGCCUCUGAGCCUGGGCAGCAGCAGCAGCCAGACCCCGUUCUGCGUUCUGUCUCCGGUGAAGUGGUCGGACCUCAGGAAGUCCAAGUCCAUGGACCCGGACCUCCACCACCUGCACCGCUCCCCGGGAGGAGCCGGCGGCGGCGGCUACCAGGCGGAGCUGCCGCCGCCCGGCCUCCUCAGCUCCUCCUCUCUCUCCUCCUUCUCUGACGCAGACAAGCUGCUGUCGGCGCGCGUCUUCCCGGACCCCCACAGCCAGCGGUCGGGGGCGGAGCCUCCGGGGGGGCUGGCGUUCCCCCUGGCAGGGUGCAUUGUGGGUAAACCGGACGCCUCCAAACCCUGGACUCCUGGAGGAGGAGGAGCGAGGGGAGAGCUGGACGAGGAGACGAAGAAGAACCAGAACAUCAUCAACAUCGUCAGGGAGGGGCAGAUCUCCCUGCUGCCUCACCUGGCGGCCGACAACCUGGAGCUGAUCAGAGACGAGGACGGGAACAACCUGCUGCACGCCGCCGCCUCCCAGGGCCACGCCGACUGCCUGCAGCACCUCACCUCCCUGAUGGGCGAGGACGGCCUCAACGAGCGCAACAGCCUGCAGCUCACCCCCGCCGGCCUGGGGGUAAAGAACGGCCAUCUGGAGUGUGUGAGGUGGAUGGUGAGUGAGACGGAGGCCAUCGCCGAGCUGAGCUGCACCAGAGAGCAUCCCAGUCUGAUCCACUAUGCUGCUCGAUACGGACAGGAGAAGGUUCUGCUGUGGCUGCUGCAGUUCAUGCAGGAACAGGCCAUCUCCCUGGACGAAGUGGACCAGAACGGAAACACGGCCGUCCACGUGGCGGCGCAGUACGGACACCUCACCUGUAUCCAGACUCUGGUGGAGUACGGAUCCAACGUGACGAUCCAGAACCAGCAGGGGGAGCGGCCGUCGCAGAGCGCCGAGCGGCAGGGACACACCACCUGCGCCCGCUACCUGGUGGUGGUGGAGACCUGCAUGUCGCUGGCCUCGCAGGUCGUCAAGCUCACCAAGCAGCUCAACGAACAAACAGCAGAGAGGAUCAACCUGCAGAAACACCUGCAGAGGCUGAUGGACCCCAGCAAGGCUGAGGGGACGCCGAGCAGGUCACCUAGUUCCCAUCAGCCCCUGGUGGAGGCGUGUCCUGAGCUGCUGCUGACGGCCGAGGCGGCGCCUGGCGACGGACACUGGCUGGUCCGGCAGGGGGGCGUGGCUCCGGACUCGGUGCUGCGGCAGCUUCUGGGGAAAGAUGGCGACGGCGUCAGAGAGAGGCUGCAGCCGGGGGCCGGCCUGGGUAGAGAGGGCCCCGGCGCCGGGGCCCCCGGGGGCCACAGGACCGGCCUGCUGGAGAGGAGGGAGCUGAAACUGGCCAGACUCAAACAGAUCAUGCAGCGCUCUCUGAGCGAGUCCGACUCCGAGGGCUACCCGCCGGAGGAGGGGCGGAACCAGGCCGCGCUGCGACCCGAUAGGCCGACCCACCUGCCAAUCACAGAGGAGGAGCCGGCGUCCAACCACCUCCAUCAGGUAAUGAGGAAGCACCUGCCCUCCUCCUCCUCGACUGAGAGGAAGCUGGCCUUUUCUCUCAGCGGGUCAAAGUCUGUGGACAGCAUCGGCUACACGCCGUCGCCCACGUCCAGUGACCCGGACGCCACGGAAACCAGAACCCCGGAAACCCCCGCCGCCGACGGCCAGAAGGUCGCCACCAGCCCCAAGAGCGCCCUGAAGUCGCCGUCGUCCCGCAGGAAGACCUCCCAGAACCUGAAGCUCCGGGUCACCUUCGACGAGCAGGUCCACAAGAGCUCGUCCAAUCAGGAGCCAGAACCCAGCCGGGCGCCGCCGGGCAAGGACAGGACUGCAGCCGCCAGCUCAGAGGGCAAGAGGUCGUUUGGGACGUUCCGCUCCAUCAUGGAGACGCUGAGCGGGAACUCCAACCACAGCAACAACAACAGCAGUAGCGGCGGUCCGGUUAAACCGUCAGCCUAUCAGAACUCACCUGGCAGGAAGUCCGUCGGGGGCGGAGCCAAGGGCAAGAGCCGAGUCAGCAACGUCUGACCGGCCUGAAGCAGACGAGGCACAGAACAUGAGAACCAAUCAGAUCGUAAAUAUGUAGUUUUUCAUGGAAACUGAUCAGCUUCAUAGUUUCAACAAAAUUAAAAGAAAAAUAAUUAAUUUGAGAACAAAAUGAUUGGAGGUCAUAAUAAACGGAUCAUUUUCCAGUUAAAUCAUCCGACUUUAAAGGGAUCCAUGACUAAUCAGUCAGAUCCAACACUGAUGGAGCUAACACCCUUAGCUAAAUCUGACAACGUUAGCUAGCACCAUGAACUGGAGCUAAUACUAUUAGCUGGAGCUAAAACCGUUAGCUGGAGCUAAUACCGUUAGCUGGAGCUAAUACCGUUAGCUGGAGCUAAUACCGUUAGCUGGAGCUAAUACCGUUAGCUGGAGCCAAAGUGAAAUCGGAACAAAUUGCAAUGAAUGGUUAAUGAAUGGAUGUUUAAAGUGACAAUCAUCUCUAUUAGAACAAACUGUUGUAAUUGAUCAAAGAAAAUGUUUCGAUCCGUCGCUAACCGUAAACAGCCUGACUCAGGAACUUGUUCUCUCUGAUUAGCAUUUCCAAGCAGCAUCACAAACAGCAGCUUUCUUGGUGACAUGUUCUUGAGUUCUUCAUUUAUGAAGCAGUUAAUCCUGACGGGUCGGAUCCUUGACCCAAUCCUCCAGAAACAGUUCUAGAUUUGGCCAAAGAAUUUCAUUUCUGAUCCGUCUGUCCAGACCGAACUGUCAGAUUUUUGUUUUCAGCUCUGAGUGAAAGAACCCAGUCGGUUCUGAACUGGUUCUGAACAUCUCAGGUUGUCAGAGGUCUAAAUUCAGAGCUGAUGAUCAGACUUCUGGUUCUGGAUGACCAGAGGAUCGAGAUUUUUAGUCUGGAUUUGGACCCCAAACCUUUCAGUGCCUUUUAAACCAACAGGACUUCCAGGUGGCUGCUGAUCCGGUUUCCUGGUGCUGGUCGGGAUUCUGGAUGAGGUGCUGUGUCUGUUUACUUCUCUUUUUCUAUAGUGUUUUUAUUAUGAGCUUAAAUCAGUUUCUUCAUGAAACAAAUCGUUGUGGAGAUCUGUAAUGAAAUCCUUUACAGCUGAUUUACUGGUUGUUAAAUUUCACAUCCCUGAUUCUGACUCUCUGGGUUUCGGUCUCAUCCGGUCUGCUGGUUCCCUUCUGCCUUUAAAAGUAAAAAAAAAAUGGUAACUUUUCAUAAUCUCCAUUUAGACAUUUUUAGUUUAAAUAUGUUUGGAUUUUCAAGUAAUUUCCAAUUAUUUUAUCAUAUAAAUGAAGAAUUUGGGUGAAUAGUAAAUUCUGUUUCCUUUUUUAUAAGUUUGAUUUAAAACUACAUGACCCACAAUGCAUCACAGUACAGAAGGAAUAUAAGCCAAACAUCCAACCGUUACCACAAAACAAUAAAAAAUUAACUUCAAAUGUUGGCAAAUAUCAACAAACUGAACUGUUUUUAUGUUUGAAAUAUUGUAAUAUUAUAAGCUACAACAGAUCAUGGAUCGACAGUUAUAUUUAAUUAACUUCAAAAGAGAGAAUUUUUAAAAGUGAUUUUAAUAACUAAAGUUAUUUUUGAUCAUAUAUGUAGAUUUAAUGAAACUGGCAGUAAACCUGGUCUAAGAUCGAACAUAAAUCUGUGAGUCAUCGACAUACAGGAGGAAAUGUUCAAUAAAAGUGACCCGAGGACGGAGCCUUGAGGAACCCCACAUUUAAUUUACCUAAA